CGGCCAUUUUUCAACAUGAGCCCUCAACAGAACCCCAACUCGCAGCAGCGCUCGACGCGCCGCUUGGAACAGGUCGGCAAGCAGCUCACGAUUUCGGCGUCGAUCGUGGACGAAGAUAGUCUGCAUGCGUCCCGCGUCAAGGAAAUGCAAGCGUUCAUGAACCAAGAACGCUUCCGUCACACGACACGACCGUACGCGGCGGAAGACGUGGUCAAGCUCCAAGGCACUGUCAUUCAGUCGUACGCGUCGACGCAACAAGCGAUGAAGUUGUACUCGAUGCUGCGCUCGUUACAGGCGCAGGGAAAGUGUAGCCACACGUUCGGCGCGCUCGACACGAUUCAAGUUGUCCAGAUGGCCAAGCAUUUGACGUCUGUGUACAUUUCAGGGUGGCAAUCGUCGUCGACAGCGUCGUCGACGAACGAACCUGGCCCAGACGUUGCUGACUACCCCAUGGACACGGUCCCGAACAAGUGUGACCAACUCUUUCGUGCGCAAUGUUUCCAUGACCGUAAGCAAUACGAAUCGCGCCGUCGUAUGAGCCCCGCCGAGCGCGCCGCGUCCCCAGCCGUCGACUUCAUGCGUCCCAUCAUUGCCGAUGCGGACACUGGCCAUGGUGGUCUCACCGCUUGCAUGAAGCUCGUGAAGCUAUUUGCUGAACGGGGUGCUGCCGGUAUCCAUUUGGAAGACCAAAAGCCAGGGACCAAGAAGUGCGGACACAUGGGAGGCAAGGUGUUGGUGACAACGCAAGAGCAUAUCUCGCGCCUGAUCGCCGCGCGCCUUCAAGCAGACAUCCUCCAAGUUCCUCUGGUCAUCAUCGCCCGCACCGAUGCCGAAGCCGCGACGCUUCUAGACAAUAACUCGGACGGCCGUGACCACCCCUUCAUCCUUGGCGCGACCAACUUGAACGUUGAAUCGUUUGCUGACGCCACACGCAACGGCCGUGCUGACACGUGGGACAAGGAUGCCGGCUGCAUGACGUUCACCGAAUUUGUGGCCAGUCAGUUGAGCAGCAACGCCACGGCGCUUGCGGCGUGGAAGCGUCAAGCAUUUUCCGACAUCAACGCGAUGAAGAAGUAUGCGAUCGACGUGUUGGGCCUGGCUGUGUCGUCGUUUUGCUGGGAGAAGGCUCGCACGGUCGAAGGCUAUUACCGCGUUCGCGGCGGCGUGGACUUUUGCAUUGCCCGCGCCAAGGCGUAUGCGCCGUACGCCGACUUGAUUUGGAUGGAGACGACUGUUCCAGGCCUGCCGCUGGCUCGGCAAUUUGCGUCGGGCGUCCACCGCCAGUUUCCUCACCAAAUGCUUGCGUACAACUUGAGCCCGUCGUUCAACUGGGACGCUGCCGGCAUGUCGGACGCGGAGAUCCGCACGUUUAUCGACGAACUCGCUGCGCUCGGCUACACGUGGCAGUUUAUCACGUUGGCUGGUUUCCACAGCGAUUCGCUUGGCAUCACCCGCUUUGCCCGCGAUUUUGCCGAGCGAAAAAUGUUGGCGUAUGUGACGGGCAUUCAGCGUGCUGAGCGCACGGAAGGCGUCGAGACGCUCAAGCACCAGGGCUGGUCGGGCACGGAGCUGAUUGAUGCCAUGCAAAACACGGUCACGGGUGGGCUGAGCUCGACCAACACGAUGGGUCACGGUGUGACGGAGGCGCAAUUUUAGCGCUGUUUGCACUAGGAUAGACGAUAACGAAAGGGGGUAUGUGCGAAAAGCUUGGUUGCCGUCGCAUCUCUUGGGGACGGCUACCGACGAG
Messenger RNA from Aphanomyces invadans, 1747 nucleotides. RefSeq names its product isocitrate lyase. Bases 16 to 1656 code for a protein of 546 amino acids. Gene Ontology annotation, biological process: carboxylic acid metabolic process. The transcript has a single exon. The record is from RefSeq and is a predicted model, not a curated record. Gene Ontology annotation, molecular function: isocitrate lyase activity. Lineage: Eukaryota; Oomycota; Saprolegniomycetes; Saprolegniales; Verrucalvaceae.